Messenger RNA from Schistosoma guineensis, 219 nucleotides. NCBI's taxonomy places the organism in Eukaryota, Metazoa, Platyhelminthes, Trematoda, Strigeidida, Schistosomatidae. The record is from the annotation of a GenBank genome assembly.
AUGGUUGCUGGCAAUAUACAACGAAAAGAAUGUACAUCAUUCCCAUGUUCAUUUACUGGACUGAUAACAUCUAGCUGGCGACCACUUAGUAUUUAUCGCGAGGACCGACCAAGAAGAAAGAAACGGAAACUUGUUGAAAUACUUUCUAAUAAUAAUAAUAAUAAUAAUAAUAAUAAUAAUAAUAAUAAUAAUAAUAAUAAUAAUAAUAAUAAUAAUUGA